UUCAUGUCAUGGUUUAGAAUUAAAAUAAUUACUAUGUUUCAUCCAUCCUAAAUAGAGACAUAUGAGUUUUUUAUUCGGUUCUAGAUCAUCAAAAACAUUUAAGCCUAAGAAAAAUAUACCUGAAGGAACUCAUCAAUAUGACCUAAUGAAGCAUGCAGCCACUACAUUAGGUAGUGGAAAUUUAAGGCAAGCUGUUGCAUUACCUGAAGGAGAAGAUUUAAACGAAUGGAUAGCCGUUAACGUUGUCGAUUUCUUUAAUCAAAUCAACAUGUUGUACGGAACCAUAACCGAAUUUUGCAGGCCCACAAAGUGCCCUCUUAUGAGCGCUGGUCCCAAAUACGAAUAUCAUUGGGCCGAUGGGGUGACGGUCAAAAAACCUAUUAAAUGCUCAGCUCCCCAAUACAUCGAUUUUCUCAUGACAUGGAUACAAGAAAAAUUAGACGACGAAACUCUUUUCCCUUCAAAGAUAGGUGUUCCAUUUCCCAAAAAUUUUAUAUCGACUGCAAAAGUUAUAUUGAAAAGAUUAUUUCGAGUUUACGCCCACAUUUAUUAUCAACAUUUCCAGGAAAUCAUAAAACUAGGAGAAGAACCGCAUUUGAACACUUCCUUCAAACAUUUCAUAUAUUUCACCCAAGAAUUUAAUAUGAUAGAUAAACGAGAACUUGCGCCCUUGCAGGAGUUGAUCGAUAAACUUGUUAACAAAGAUAGAUAAUAAGGAAAAAUAUAAUACAUUUAACUAUUUAUUAUUUAUUUAUUUAAUUCCCAUGAUAAAAUGUCAUUAAGGAUAAAUUUUAAAUGUGGAAAAUUAGCUUUAAAAUUGUGAUAUUAUAAAUGUAUUUAAAAGGUUUUACGGAAAUUUUAUUGUAAAUAUAUUUCCAAUUCGGCCUACAAAAUUGGACAACUCAGUAAAACAU
Gordionus sp. m RMFG-2023 is the source of this 914-nucleotide messenger RNA. Its product is annotated as MOB kinase activator-like 1. Gene Ontology annotation, cellular component: nucleus; cytoplasm. The record is from RefSeq and is a predicted model, not a curated record. Bases 62 to 712 code for a protein of 216 amino acids. Gene Ontology annotation, biological process: positive regulation of protein phosphorylation; signal transduction. Gene Ontology annotation, molecular function: protein kinase activator activity. NCBI's taxonomy places the organism in Eukaryota, Metazoa, Nematomorpha, Gordioida, Chordodea, Parachordodidae. The transcript is spliced from 5 exons.